CUAACUGAAUCUCCUCUUUCCUUACUAGCUACUUCACGGAGCCCUGGUGCAUGGCCAUCUUCCACGAUCGUUUUAUUGAUCUCAAGAAAGAGUUACGCCAAAUCUUAGCCUCCAAGGAGGAGGAAGACCUCCCUUCCAUAGAACAGUUAGCCCGUCGCAUAGAAAACGAGGAAAUAGACCUGAGAGAGAAGCCCAGGCAAUACCUGCAAAGAGUUUUCCAGGAAACCAUCUACAGGAGCCUGGCGGAGCAGCGCGUCGCCGACUACCUGGACUAUAACCAUUACCACCUGCCCAUGUAUGCGUGGCCGGGCAUCAUCUAGUUGUGGCCACGGCCUCCGCUUCGUUGCUUCCAUUCGUUUAGUUCCUGGAAGUGCUCUGUAGGAACAGACAAGUCGCAGAGCCUGGCUUGAUGGCGAAGCCCCGUCGUGCUUGUGUCGAUUUUUUCCACCUUCACUUAAGCCUGUAGUUUUCUAUUGUUCCAGUAGGUGGC
Messenger RNA from Galeopterus variegatus (Sunda flying lemur), 490 nucleotides. RefSeq lists its product as uncharacterized. Lineage: Eukaryota; Metazoa; Chordata; Mammalia; Dermoptera; Cynocephalidae. The transcript is spliced from 2 exons. The record is from RefSeq and is a predicted model, not a curated record. The coding region runs from base 51 to 320 and encodes 89 amino acids.